UCCCAUCAGCUCUUCUGCACUUGUGUUGUCUCCUGACUCAUCUGCCUGCUCCUGAAAAUGGAGUAUGUCUGGUAUUGGCUCGAUGAUUCCGACCAGUGGAUUGAGUAUGGGAAAGAGCACCCAGGUCAUGCCACUGCCACUGUAACAUCUGCAUUUCUGGAGAAUGAAUAUCAAGCUGACAAGAAUGGUGUUAUUGUCUUCAGCGCUGGUUCUCAGCACUAUCAGUUAGACUUUGCAGACAUGGUCCAAACAAAUGUGCUCUUUAAGACUCAAAGAAGUGUUAUUCGACUGCCUAAAGAGUCAGAAGAUGGACAAGAUGGAAGCCAAAACAUGACUCUCUCACAUCCUGUCUAUCCUCCACAGUGGGACCAAACUGCACUGCCUGAUAUUGGGUACAAGUUGAUACAGCUCAGCACUGAUUCCCAAGAAUAUAUAAAAAUCAAGAGGCUAUUUGAGAAGACAAUGAAAGGUUACUGCAUCCACCAGCUGCAGAGGAUUCAGAACCCAACACUUUGGGACAUCUUUCAGUGGCAAAAAGAAAAGAUGAAGAAGCUCCAUAAAUCGAAAGGGGUGAAUGAGAGGCUCCUGUUCCAUGGCACAAGUCCAUCCCAUGUGUCUGCAAUCUGUGAGCAGAACUUUGACUGGAGACUCUGUGGGACUCAUGGGACAAUGUAUGGAAAAGGAAGCUACUUUGCCAGAGAUGCCAGCUAUUCCCACGAGUACUGCUCCUCUCUCGGUGGGCGUUACCGCGUGUUCGUAGCUCAGGUUCUCGCUGGAGACUUUGUGCGGGGCAGCCCUGAGUACUGCCGCCCUCCGCCCAGAGACAAAAACUCAAACAGACUUUAUGACAGCUGCGUGGAUGACCCCACAGACCCUUCCAUCUUUGUCAUCUUUGAGAAGCAACAAGUUUACCCUGCCUAUAUCUUGGAAUACAGCCUCGAGAGCAGCUGUGUGGUCCUGUAGUGAA
Molecule: messenger RNA, 967 nt
Organism: Zonotrichia leucophrys gambelii
Lineage: Eukaryota; Metazoa; Chordata; Aves; Passeriformes; Passerellidae
Product: protein mono-ADP-ribosyltransferase PARP12-like
Exons: 7
Coding region: 58-963 (301 amino acids)
Biological process (GO): positive regulation of type I interferon production; response to virus; positive regulation of mRNA catabolic process
Cellular component (GO): nucleus
Molecular function (GO): NAD+ poly-ADP-ribosyltransferase activity; NAD+-protein mono-ADP-ribosyltransferase activity; RNA binding
Source: RefSeq, a predicted model, not a curated record